UUAUCUUUGGGUCUGAAUUUUACAGGUAUAAAAGGCUACAUUAUGUAAGAUUUUGUUUUUGUUGCCGCCAUGAUGACACGCAAAAGUAUUUGCUAUUUAUUCGCUGCAUCAUUCGUAUGCUUUAUUGGAGGCAUUUUUGCUGAGACCUGUUCCAAUGCAUCUGUUUCUAUCUGUAUUGAAAAAUUGAAAAAUGCAAUAAAGGAAAAUCCUUCUGAACUUGACGCUAUAUGCAAGAAAUCAUAUGAAGUUAUUGCAUGUGUUGACAAAGUUGCUACAGCAUGCAAAAAUAUUCCUGUGGAAUUAAACAUCAUCUAUGUUAAAGAUCAGAUGAAAAAGCAUGGGUGCAAAGAUUCCUCAGCAGGUUGCAGAACAAUGACGAUGGGUGUUCCUUGGCUUAUUUUUUGCAUUAUUAGUGCAUUGUAUAGAGCGAUAUUAUGAUAAUGUGU
Messenger RNA from Saccostrea cuccullata (small rock oyster), 446 nucleotides. RefSeq lists its product as uncharacterized. Lineage: Eukaryota; Metazoa; Mollusca; Bivalvia; Ostreida; Ostreidae. Bases 70 to 438 code for a protein of 122 amino acids. The record is from RefSeq and is a predicted model, not a curated record. The transcript is spliced from 4 exons.